Molecule: messenger RNA, 7234 nt
Organism: Mesoplodon densirostris (Blainville's beaked whale)
Lineage: Eukaryota; Metazoa; Chordata; Mammalia; Artiodactyla; Ziphiidae
Gene: EIF4EBP2
Product: eukaryotic translation initiation factor 4E binding protein 2
Exons: 3
Coding region: 328-690 (120 amino acids)
Biological process (GO): negative regulation of translational initiation
Cellular component (GO): cytoplasm
Molecular function (GO): eukaryotic initiation factor 4E binding
Source: RefSeq, a predicted model, not a curated record
CUUCGCCCGCUUCCGGUCGUCGUCGUCGUAGUCGCCGCUGCUGCCGCUGCUGCUGCUGCUACUGCUGCUGCUGGGGCUGCUGGCGGAGGCCGGAGGAACGGGCGGCGGCGGCGGCGGCGGCUGAGAGGGCGGCGGCGGGAGCGGAGCGGGACGAGGGAGCGAGAGGAAGCGAGCGAGGAGCGAGCGGAGCGCGCCGAGCCCCGCCCGCCCUUCCGCCCGCCGGAGCAGCCGGAGCAGCCCGGGCCCCCAGCCGCCGCCGCCGCCGCCGCCGCCGCCCACCCGCCUGCCAACCCGCCGGACAAAGCCCGAGAGCCCGCGUCCAGAGCCAUGUCCUCGUCCGCCGGCAGCGGCCACCAGCCCAGCCAGAGCCGCGCCAUCCCCACCCGCACCGUGCCCAUCAGCGACGCCGCGCAGCUACCUCAUGACUAUUGCACCACGCCCGGGGGGACGCUCUUCUCCACCACGCCGGGAGGAACUCGAAUCAUUUAUGAUCGAAAGUUUCUGUUGGAUCGUCGCAACUCUCCCAUGGCUCAGACCCCGCCCUGCCAUCUGCCCAAUAUCCCAGGAGUCACCAGCCCCGGCACCUUAAUUGAAGACUCCAAAAUAGACGUAAACAAUUUGAACAACUUGAACAAUCAUGACAGGAAGCAUGCAGUUGGAGAUGAUGCUCAGUUUGAGAUGGACAUCUGACUGUCCUGCAAGGAUCAGAAGAAAAGCAGCAACACUGAUACAUGUGUGUACCUGAUUUGGCCAAUAGGAUCAACAAUGCAGAGACAGAAGAGGCAGAACCAGCAAUCCCUGCUGCAGUCUCCUGCUCCCCUACUCCUUCUCUGGGUGCCAAAGGAUGCAAAGAUGAGCUGCAUCUGACCAUUUCUUCUCCCUAUUUCCUGUUCCCCUUCCCAGUUAGACAGUUAGAUUGAAGGCCCUUGGCAUAUUUCCGUAGAACUAAGCAGCCCACAGAGGAAAACAGUUAACCUCUGGUUCCCCCUUCCCCCCAUUUUUUUUUUUAAUCCCAAAUCAAAUAUCAGCCUACCAAUAAUUGGCUGGCUGGGAAGUCUGGGGAAGUGAUAUGGAGGUUUGAUAGAUUCAGCAUCAUUCCUGUUCUUACCCUCUGUUUCUCCUCCCUGUCUUGCUCAUGUUUCAGUGCUGCAAAAGUCUGGGUUUGGGGUCUUGAAAACCCUUGGAGGGAAAUGGUAAACAGGAAGAGAGCUGCUUUCUUCUUUUACCUUGAGGUGUUUGUCCUUGGGGACAGAACGCUGUUUGUACAUCUCUGGUAGCAUUACCCUGGGGCACUGUUUUGAGGUCCACUUCCCCUCCUUCCUCUGGGAGGAAUGUCUUCUGUCUUUAGUAUUAUAGUUCAUCUUCCCAUUUAUUUACUUAUCACAAUUGUGUAAACAUUCUUUUUUUUUUUUUUUUGCGGUACACCGGCCUCUCACUGUUGUGGCCUCUCCCGUUGCGGGGCACAGUCUCCGGAUGCGCAGGCUCAACGGCCAUGGCUCACGGGCCCAGCCGCUCUGCGGCAUGCGGGAUCCUCCCGGACUGGGGCACGAACCCGUGUCCCCUGCAUCGGCAGGCGGACUCUCAACCACUGCGCCACCAGGGAAGCCCAAACAUUUCUUAACUCUACAUCAGAAGGGGGUCUUCAGUCACCAGUUGUUCUUUUUCCUCCCCUUCUCCCACCCCUCCCUGCUUGCAUCUUGUUGCUUGCAGUCCUUUUGUACUCUGAGCUAUCCACGUGAUUUCUCCUGCUCCUGGAGCAGGUCCCUACGACAGGACAGAGGCUCUUUGGAUAAGGCCCGAUGUAUUGGGUUGACCAAAAAGUUCGUUCUGGUUUUUCCAUAACAUGUUACAGAAAAACCAGAACGAACUUUUUGGCCAACCCAAUAGUCCUCUGCAGGAUGAUACCCAGGAAUGACCUCGGAAGACAUUGAACUGUUUGAGUACCCAGGCUCAGUAGUCAUUGUUUUUCAGUCCAGUGAGCAUUGUGAUAUUUGUUGUCUGUGAUUUUUGAGUUUGAAGUUGACUUUCAGAAUGCUCUUAGAAAAGAACUAGACUUUUUUCCUUUGUGGACCUGCUUUGUUUGGCUGCUGAGAUAGAUAAGCAUGGGCUUAAAAAUGCGUUCCUUCCACUUUUCUUACCUUUCCCAUGGUACUCUGAAUUUCCCUAUCUUUCGCUCCCUCCCUCCCUCCUUCCUUCCUUCCCUCCCUUAUCUCUGCCAGGCCAUUUUUCAAAUGUACAUCCAGGAUACCUCAAGUGUCGGUAUCUGAUAAUACCUGUCACUCCUCUUAACUGAGGAGUGACCUUUUAUUUUUAAGAUGAGUACAGACCUAUUUUUAGAUAUGUUUUCAGUACAAUUUUGAACAGCAACUUUUUAAUUAUACAUCUUCCAGUGUUAGGAAGGUGAGAGUUGUCCGUAGGCGAGUCUGCUGUUCCAUGUCACCAUCCCUUGUCUUCCCUAGUCCCUUACGAGCUCUUUCCUUCUCGCUCUAGUUUUGGGUGUGCAUGUUUGGAGUUUGUAGUGGGUGGAUUGUGAAACUGGACCAUUAUGCCUUCCCUGGGUUGUUCAUGGAAACCUCAUUCUUUUCCCUUACCCUUUGCUGCUUCAUUCCCCAUCCCGUGGUCUUGACUAUUGACUGGCACAGUAAUCCUGGGAGAGUGACUCCCAUCAUAGAAAGACAAGUAAAAUAGCCACUGGUGUCCUGGGAAUUUCUGGUUGGAUUUGGUGCCCUGAACCCUCUUAUUAAGAGGUCAGAUCCCAGGGUGAGAGUAACAGGCCAGUUGGCUAAGAUAGAAAGCUGUUUUUCUUUUGAACUAUGAAGACACCCUGUUUGCGAAUACAUUUUAGACAGAAGGAAGGAUGUCUGAGGAACUUUCUUCUGUUUUCUGCUACAAAAUGUGAAGAGUUCAAAAAGUGAAACCUUUUGUGAUGGUUGAUUGUCUCUCAGGAAUAAGCUGGAUCUCCAAAGUUUUGGAGAUGCUUUCAGUCUCAAAAAUUGAUGAAUGGAAAAGUAUUUUUUGUUUGCUUUUUAAUGUAUCUCUGUUCUGAUUUUAAUUAAACUCCAAAUUUCACUUUACAUACUCUUGGAACAACUUAAGGUGCAUUGGUAAUUUGCAUGGGAAGCUUGCUCAGGACCUCAUUGUCCCCUGGGAGCUUGAUUCUUUGGGAGUGACGCUUUCCUCCUCCUCAGGGCCCGGCCUGGGCAUCCUCUGGAAUCUGACUCCACUACAGCGAGUAGUCGGGCUGUCAGCAGAAGCACGUGCCCUUGUUUGCUCUUUACUGCUGCACAUGAAAACUCGGCUUCCUUGCUGAGAGACGGGGAAUGAAUUUAAAACAUGCCAGCUUGAGUAGUCUUAAGAUGCCAUGUUCCCCCUUUUUUGCUAUCUUGAGGAAUUGCUGCAUGUGGCCCCCUAAUCAGAGGCCAUAUUUCUAGUACUUCUUGGGAGUGUCAGCUGUAUAAUACAGCAGCUGCCCAAUCCUUUAGCCAUCUCUAUAACGACCUCCAUACUGCUUGGUGCAAUUCCUUCCUGGAGGCCACUGCUACUAGAGAUACUUUGGCCUCCAUAAAUCGGCAUUUCAAAGAUAAUUUCACAAGGCAAUAGAUGAACUUCCAACAGAUGACACCUUUGUGCCAUGCCUCAUAGAAUCAUUUUCAGGGCAAGCCAGAAUCCAGUAGGUGGUUUACUCCUGUAUGUUUGGAAGGAAUCUCACAGUUGAAACCCUAAAUGAAUAAUCUCUCUGGGCUUUUUCCUGGAAAGGGAACCCCCUUAGGGUAGCAUUUGAGUUAGGCGGUUCUUAAAAUCUUAUUGAUUAUUUGUACUUUUCUUCUUAGGAGAAAACCAUGUUUCUGUACUUCUGGGGACAAUCCAUGUCGGUGAGAAAUGACCUUGUCCAAAUUCCAGCAGGAGACAUGCAUUGUCAUGAUUCUACCUCCUUCGUAGUGUGGUGCAUUGAGUUCACCACUUCCUCAUAUUCUGUUGAAAUAGCUAUUGUGUUCUCAAGACCACAGUGUAGAGAAGCUGGCUUCUAGCUAUUAGGCUUCCAAGCCAAGAGUUUUGUCCCUCCGUCUGCAUUAGUUAUCUAUUGCUAUUUAACACAUUACCCCCGAACUUAACAUCUUAAAAGAGCAAACAUUAUCUGUCAGUUUCUGUAGUUAGGACCUGGCAAACAGCUUCACAUGAUGGGUCUGGCACAGGGUCAUAGGAAGUUGCAGUCAAGAUGUUAGUGGGAUCUGCAGUCACCUGGGGCCUGAGAAUCCACUUCUGAGCUUUCUUUGUGACUGUUGGCAAAAUGCCUCAGUGUCUUCCUGUGUGGAUCUCUUUUUAGGGCAGCAUGAGUGUCCUCACAGCAUGGCAGCUGGCUCCCCCUGAGCAAGUGAUCCCAGAGAAAGAGGGCAAGGAGGAAUCUGCAGUGCCUUUUAUGACAGUCUCCGAAAGCACACGUCAUCACGCCUUCCUAUUCCGUUCCUUAGAAGCAAGCCACUAAGCCAGCCUACACUCAAGGGGAGGGGAGUUACACCCCACCUACUGCAUGGAGCGGUAUCAAAGAAUUUUAGGUGUACUUUAAAACAACCUCACCCCCAAUAGAGGAUGAAACCAGGUCAACAAGAGGGGGUAGGUUUAAAGUAGACGAUAUACUGAGAGAAGUGUUGUUACUGAAAACAGUUCUCUUAAGAUGUGCAUUGACAAACAGAUGAAAAGCGGAUUCUCUCCCCAUGGCUACUGCCAGUUUUGAGAGGGGAGGCAAGAAAUGGCAAUUCCCAGGAGAAUGUAUCUAUACAUUGGGUAUACUACCAGCAGCCCAAGGUUGCUUUGUAAGUCCUUGGCUUGGUAUCUAAGACUCAAUACUGCUUACUUGCUGUCUCCUUUAGCCAGUAAUUGACAAAGGGAAUUGGAUCCUUCUAUUUGAGCCACUCAAAUGGACUUAAUUGGAGUCAGGGUUGUUAAGCAAAGGGAGCAAACUUGAAGUACAUUUUGGGUUACUGGGCUGAGGAAAGCUGACCGUUCUGAUUCAGGGUGACAGAGCUGAGAGCAUCCGGAAGCCAGGUCCCCACCAGAGUCGAUGCUUGGCACCUGCUCUCACAAACUACACCAGCUGAAGCAGACUUGGGCCAGGUCUCUCACUCAAGAAGCCACUUCUCAAUAAGCAGGGAACAUCGGGAAUUAGAAAUGUCUGUCUGUGCUUUAUUGUUCCUUAAAUCCACUGCAGGUUAACUCUGCGUGCCCACCUCAUCCUGGGCUUCCUGAUGGAAAUGGGUUCUUAAAGAGAACCAGUGCUGUCUUCACCCUGAAGAAAAGCUUAGAUGAAGCUUGUCAGUUCAGCACGUGUUCAGUGAAUGUCUGCUAUGUGUUUCUGGCACCUGUGCCAAGUUUUUAGAGAUUUCAGACAUCUUAAGGAUGCAAAUUCUUUUUUGGAUUUAUGCUCCAACUCUUCCCAGCAUAUUCUUACCUAUAGCCCUGCUUGCUUUAGAGUAUGCUUGAAUAAAAAAGCAUUGCUGCUGAGGCAGCUACAAAAAAAACAAAGGUACUUCUUCCAGAAUUAAGGAACUCAUCUUUAAAGCACCUUCAAAUGAAUUUUUUUCCGUCUGAUUUUGAGGUGGAGUUAAAAUAGGUGGUCUUUUAUUUUCGCUGUUUGGGUUACCAGCUCUUUGGGUCUGUCAGACCUUAGGGGUAUCAUGUAUCUUGGCUGCUUAAAGCCUGGGCCCUCAGCCCUUUACAUUCCCCUCCAGAUGGGAGGCCCGGUGCUUUUCUCUCUAGGUCAAAACUUCCCCUUAUCAUGUUUCUGGACUACAUGAUAAGGGGAGCUAUUUAUUAAUCUGCGAAACCCAAUCUCUUACCUGCCCAUGAUAUCUAGGAGGGGGUAGUAUUUGUUUUAAAGAAGUGUUGUUUCCUUGGGAGGGCAAUUUCUGUGUGGACUUUGAAGGGGGCAUAGUUACCACACAUUACUAUCCCCACCACCACCACAUUCUUUACCUCUCUCCCAGCUUUUGAUAAAAGAUGACAUCAGAUCUUGAGGCAGUUGGGUCACAAUUCUUUAGAAUGCUUAUACCCCAGGGGCGUUUCCUGUUCUAGUCAUGUUUUUCCAGUUGAGUAUUGGCAUUUCCCUGAGGCUUGCUCACAGGCAUUUCUGAUUGAAGACUAAGGAUGGUUGAUACAGUCAUUAAUGUCACCUUUCCCACCCUCUGGAAUUUACAUUUCUUUCUCUAGGCUGGUCCUGGAAGUUGACACAUUUUGGCAAAGCUUAGAUUUAGGAGAAGUCUUUCAAGUCCCUGUUCAGAUGAUCUGUGGUUUCUCUUUGCUUCCUCUGCCUGCAGCCCUGGCAGACCAUACUGUCUGGAUCCCGAAUAGAAAAUAGUACUGAGAUGAAACACAUUCCUGGGGUAUUUAAACUCUCACUCUGCCACCUUUCUAAGAGUGGGAGGCUGGCAGAGAGAUGCUGCAGUGCUUGAUAAUCAUUUGGCCACAUUGAAAUUUCCAAAGGGAGCUCUUGCCGGUGCUUAAACCCAAAAUUCCUCAACACCUGAGAUUGCAUGGAUCUAGCACAGAAUAUCCAUUCUUGCCCCAGUGUACCCCCUUCGUCUCCAUCUUAAUCUUUAAAACAAAACAAAGCAAAAAACCCAAGCCCAGGCCAAGGGUCAUUUUUACUUGAAACCAGGAGGUGGGGGGAGUAACACGAGGGAUGAGGGGCAAGCUAUGGUGGGGCAUCCUUCUCCUGGUGUCUGUUCCAAUCACUGCGGACUGUGAGCCAGUGCCUUUCCUUCGCCUGGAGUUGGAGCCCAUCUCUUGCCACCUGGGUGAGGAGACCCUCUGCUACCCAGGGGCGAACUUUAAAGACGGUGUCUUGGAGAGCCCAGAGGACACACAUUUUUCGGGUGUCCAUUUUAAGCAUCUUUAAAAUGUUUUAUAUAUUAAAAAAAAGUUCUUCCCUGUCUUUGUGCCACCAGUGGCCCAGUUGCAUCCAUUUUGAAUGGAAAAAUAGACUGCCAGUACUUCCCUUGGUCUUCCCUUCGUCUCCCUUAAUGUGGGUAUCCCCUUACCUGGCCUGUCCAUUUCACUGUCGUGGAUGGAGAACAGAGGGCACCACACAGUCCUGAGGCAGUCCUGUGUGAUCAGGUUUUUGUUUCUUGUUUUUCUAACUGUCCUUCCAAACCAGCAAGUGUUUGGAAAUGAGGGGAAAAGUUAAAUUCUCACCAACGGUUGCUGUUACACUUGAAUCAAUAAAGAUCUUGACUAUCAA